Messenger RNA from Dichomitus squalens LYAD-421 SS1, 1740 nucleotides. RefSeq lists its product as uncharacterized. The record is from RefSeq and is a predicted model, not a curated record. Bases 311 to 1444 code for a protein of 377 amino acids. NCBI's taxonomy places the organism in Eukaryota, Fungi, Basidiomycota, Agaricomycetes, Polyporales, Polyporaceae. The transcript is spliced from 4 exons.
AUUUCUGCAUUGGGAGAACGCUCAAACAGCAACAGAUUGGAACAGAAUGGAACGCGCACAAAUAUCAGGCACACGAAGUUCGGCAUGUUCUCUGCAGUUGUCUAUCGACCACGACCACCCCUGCCUCCGUGCCCUCAAUCUUCCCCUCUCUCCAUACCUCCCGUUCCCCGCCUGCGUGCUCACCUCACUCCCUUUUAUUUGCAGGCCCCACACUCUUUCGAACUGACGAUCUCUCCCAGGCACGCUCACUUUCGCACUCCACUCGCUCUUUCGCUCCAGAACCCUCUUCGAAUCCCAUCCCGACUUGAACAUGCAUCUAUCCGCAUCUGUCGCCCUGUUCGCCCUGUUCGCCAUUCCGGUACCCUUCGUCAGGGCGCAAGUGAAGCCCAACAACCUGGCGGCGGCUUCGACCUCGGGCGCACUCAGUGCUCUCAAGUACACCAAAGUCGGCAGCACAGGCUCGUACAACCAGGUCACAGACAUCAUCCCUGGAACGUUCCCCACCUGCUCCGCCAACCCGUUCUGCAUUACGACCCCCAAGCAAAUCAGCGGGAACCUGGCGCCGUUCGAUGAUGAGAUGACAGUGGUGUUCAGGGGCCCCAUGAACUUGUAUGAUAUCGCCGUGUACCAGUCGACGAACGCAAGCUCUGCCAGCUGGAACAAGGUCAGCUCGUGGACCGCCGGUCAGCAGCCGUCCAACCUCGUGUUCAUGAACAACAACGGCGGCGACGCCAGUGGCGAGUGGUCGAUCUGCGCGGGCUCGAGUCAGUCGUACGCCAACGGUGCGUGGACAGACGCUACGACGGCUCCGAACAAGGAGGUCGCGAACGGCUUCCUCGAUGAAGACCACGAGAUGAACAUCAUGACCGCCACAUCCUGCCAAGAAAUCUCUUGCGCAGGCUUCUCGCGCGGUACCGCGAACCACGGUUGGUCAGGCAGCAAAUUCUUUGUCUUCACCUUCGACAUGCCUUCAUCUUCGUCUUCUACCAAGACUCCCGCUAUCUGGGCGCUCAACGCACAGAUCGUCCGUGCCGCGCAGUACGGCUGCAACUGCCGCGGGACCGGCCCCCAAGGCUGCGGGGAACUCGACAUCCUCGAGGUCCUGAACAAUGACCCAUCCGCGAACAUCAACCAGGCGAUCUCAGAGAUCUAUUCCCCGAAGGGGGCGACGGGGACGGGAAGCGGAGGGUUCUUUGCGCGCCCGACGGAUGGCAAGGUCACCUAUGGGGUCAUCUUUGACGUUCAGACAGACCAGAUCGCGAUCCAGAGGUAUACGCAGUGGGACUACACCCAGGGCCAAAUCACCAGGAGCCUAAUGGAGGGGUACCUCAGUGCGCCUGCGCUCGUUGUGCCCUUUGAUGGCUCUGGAGCGAAUGGGAAGAGGGAAGACGUGCGCUCGAGGAUGUUUGGGGCUCACCGGCGCCGUCACCACUCCAUGCACUGAGACAUGUUCAUACUGAGGACCCUUCUACGCUGGCCAAGCUUGCCGCUUUCUCGUUCCAACUCCCCACUAGUUCCGUCUAGCACCUGUUUAUACCCUCGCCGGCUGGCCGUCGCCCCAGGCUGCUACUCUCUCACGACCUGUUUAAAACGUUUACGUCUGCCAUAUCGAUGUUUUGCACAGGGUGCACGUCAGGGUGUAUCGUUCACAAUCUUUUGUUAGACAGCGCUAGGCGUUGUAUUCUCUGCUCGUUUGCUGUAGAGCUGCGCGAUGCUCGUAUGUUAUAAAGCGCACAUGUU